AUGGCCCCGCGAGUCCCAAUCUUAUGCGAUCGUCUCUUUGAGAUCCACAUCCACCAACCGGAACGGCUUCCAGCCCGGAGAUUAUAUCCCUGUUCUCACCCACUGCCUCGCAACGGCUACAUCCCUGAAUUUCUGCCGAGGAGGUUGUCCGAAGACCGGGGAUCACCGAAUUCGUGUUCUUUGCAUCGACUUGUCGACCCGGGAGAUCGGUUGCGGCUGGCUCGAGAAGUCGUGCUCACUGUUCUAGGGCGCAUUGCAUCUCCGGCAAGACAUGCAGAGCAUGAGAUCGGUCGCGAGUCGGAUGAAUCGGUUCGACGGUCUGAUUGCUGCGACAGCGUUAACUACCUACGGUCGGCGAUCGGAAAUCCCCCAAACGAUGUGAAGUGGAUGGAGAUUAUCAACUACACGGGGUUCGUGAGGGCAGCGGCGCGAGCGGAACUUCCGCGGUACGAUUUUGAUGGACGAGAAUAUGAGCGACUUGAUAGUGAACAAGGCGAUGAUAUUGGUGAUGGAUAUUUCAUCUCACGCGCCGUAAUGCGGUUGACGCGCUCUGGGGCGAUAGAACGAGGUUGA
Messenger RNA from Aspergillus affinis, 573 nucleotides. RefSeq lists its product as uncharacterized. NCBI's taxonomy places the organism in Eukaryota, Fungi, Ascomycota, Eurotiomycetes, Eurotiales, Aspergillaceae. The record is from RefSeq and is a predicted model, not a curated record. The transcript has 2 exons. The coding region runs from base 1 to 573 and encodes 190 amino acids.